GCCGUCUCCACGGCAACCGCCGGGCCGCAGGAAGAUGUCCGCCGAGGGCGGGCGAGGCGCGGCCCGCGUCGUGUUCCGAGCCCUGCCGCAGAAAACCUUCUCCUGCCUGAAGGACAGGGACAUCGCGGACCGCCUCCUCAAAUGGUCCAUGCAAGGCAGGAUCACAGCACAAGCGUUCAGUUUUGACCAGCAGUUUAAGCCCUAUCAAAAGGAUGAGUUUCUUAUGGCAUUUUUUAAUGAUCAAAGUGUGAACUCCAGUUUAAAGUUGCUGUCAGCUUCAGGACAAUGGACUACAUUGGGUUCCAAAGUGACAAAAGUUGAAGCUACAGUGGUACCUUGUACACAGAUUUCCAUGUCAUUUUUUGAUCGGCUGUACUCUGAAGGAAUUGUUAGAGAAACUGGAACUAUUGUGAAAUGUUAUGAUGACUAUUAUGAUGAUAUUCUUAUCUCUGAUGAAUUAAGGAAGGUCUUGCUUCUGGAGGAUUCCGAACAUUAUGACUUAUUCACUCAAUUGGAUCGUGAGGAAUUUCUGUUCUGUCUUUUUAAGCAUUUUUGCAUUGGAGGAACUCUUUGCCAGUUUGAAGAUGUAGUUGACCCGUACUUAGAAACUACAAAAGCUUUUUAUAAAGACUUGGUGAGUGUUCAAAAGAGCCCUGGAACAAAAGAAAUACGUAUUAUUUCUACAGUCUUCAGAGUGUCUGCAUAUGAUGCUAAUGGCCUGUGUUACCCUUCAAGCAAAAGCCACCAACAGACCUUUGCCUACUUGAUUGUAGAUCCCUGCAAGCGACACGUGAAUAUUCUGUAUCACUGUUUCGGUGGAAGCCUGUUUACAAACUAGUUAUAAAGCUGGAGGUCCCCAGUUUUUUAAUGGAGAUUGCCUUCUUUCUAUUGGGUUCAGGUAGACAUUGCAUAGUUUUCUGACGAGGAAAGCUCUACUCCUUGACGACACGCUCGGAAGUGCUUCCCGUUCUCACUAUGUAGUUAGUGACAAAAGUUUUCCGGUAUUUAUAAUUCUUGAAGCUGUUUCCUGGGCCGUUGCCCCCCUUCCCUCAUCCGUUUUUUCUAAUAAAAAGUACUUCUCUAGA
Hirundo rustica (Barn swallow) is the source of this 1085-nucleotide messenger RNA. RefSeq names its product cilia and flagella associated protein 300 (gene CFAP300). Lineage: Eukaryota; Metazoa; Chordata; Aves; Passeriformes; Hirundinidae. The record is from RefSeq and is a predicted model, not a curated record. Bases 35 to 838 code for a protein of 267 amino acids. The transcript has 7 exons.